AUGAAAGACAUUGCCUUCCUGUCUGGUGGCCGGGGAAAGGACAAUGCCUGGAUCAUUACAUUUCCUGAAAAUUGUAACUUCAGAUUCAUACCAGAGGAUGUAAUUGCAAAAGUGCUCAAUUACUUGACAUCUCUUGCAAGGCAAAGUGGAUCUGACUCCCAUUUUACUAUUGUUCUGGAUCGAAGACUAGAUACAUGGUCUUCCCUCAAAAUUUCCCUCCAGAAAAUCUCAGCCUCUUUUCCUGGGAGCUUACACUUAGUCCUGGUUUUACGUCCUACCAGUUUUAUUCAGCGGACUUUCACAGACAUUGGAUUUCGAUUUAGCCAGGAGGAUUUUUUGCUGAAAUUACCAGUUGUUGUGCUGAGCUCAGUUAGUGAUUUGCUGACAUACAUUGAUGACAAGCAAUUAACCCCUGAGUUAGGCGGCACCUUGCAGUACUGCCACAGUGAAUGGAUCAUCUUCAGAAAUGCCAUUGAAAAGUUUGCUGUCACAGUGAAAGAAAUGGCUCAGAUGUUGCAAUCCUUUGGAAUAGAACUGGCUGAAACAGACCUACCAAACGAUAUUCCUUCAAUAGAAGAGAUUCUGGCAGUUCGUGCUGAAAGGUAUCAUUUGUUGAAGAAUGACUUAACAGCUGUAACCAAAGAAGGAAAAGUUCUGCUCACAAACCUGCAAGUGCCUAACACUGAAGAAAAUGUCAGUUCAAGUCUUGAGUGCCCUCAGCAAAUAAGUGGUGACUGGCAAACUAUUAAUAAGUUGCUGGUUCAAGUGCAUGAUAUGGAAACUGCGUUUGAUGGAUUUUGGGAAAAACACCAACUAAAAAUGGAGCAGUACCUACAACUGUGGAAGUUUGAGCGAGAAUUUCAAGAGAUUGUGACUCAAUUUGAAAUUUUAUUAGAUCAACAAAGAGAACUGGGUGAUGUAACAGGGAACUUAGCUCAAGUAAAACAGCAACUUAAAAAAAUAGAGAUCUUGGAUGAAAAAUCUCAGGAACUGUUAGUGAAGGCCCGGCUUGUGAUACUACAUGGCCACAAGCUUGCAUCGAAUCACCACUAUGCACUUGAUUUAAUCUGUCAGAGGUGCAAUGAGCUACGCUACCUUUCUGAUGUUUUAGUUAAUGAGAUCAGAGCAAAGUGGAUGCAGCUCAGCAGGACUUUCAAAAUGCACAAACUCCUACAGCAGGCACGUCAGUGCUGUGAUCAAGGGGAAUGCCUCCUGGCUAAUCAGGGAGCAGAUAAGUUUCAGACUAAAGAAGAAGCUCAGAAAGCCCUUCAUGAUGUAGAGAAGUUUCUUCAAAUGGCUGUGCCUUUCAUCAGUUAUGAUAUUGAAAACCUGCAAUAUGAAUUUGAUGUGCUUUUAUCUCCUGAACUCAAGGCUCAAAUGCAGAAUGUACAACUCAAGCUUGAAAAUAUUCGAAGUAUAUUUGAGAACCAACAGGCAGGUUCUAAGAACCUGAAAGAUAGUCCUGAGAGGCCAGUUCAGUGUGUGAUUCCUGCACCUGAAAAUUUGAUGAGACCAAGAGCAAUGUUCUUUUCACCUAAACAUGUGGGAAUUGGAUAUUCUUUCUUUCAAGCAUGUAAACUUUUUUCAAAAGUAAAGCAAUCUUGGAGAAAGACUCAUACUCAGAGCAACAUAAAAAUUGAAGUUAUUCAGGACAGCCAAGAGAAGAGGGAUUCUGAGCAGUCUCCCAGACUGGACAAUAGCUUGGAUAUUUUAAAGAAUCAUGUCGUGAAUGAGCUGAUAGAGUCAGAGAGGGCAUAUGUUCAAGAGCUGUUUACUGUUCUAUUGGGCUACCGAUCUGAGAUGGACAAUCCGCAGAUGUUUGAUCUUAUGCCACCUCUCCUGAGAAAUAAAAAGGAUGUUCUCUUUGGAAAUAUGGCAGAAAUAUAUGAAUUCCAUAACAACAUUUUCAUGAGCAGCCUGGAAGAUUGCUCUAAUGCUCCAGAAAGAGUGGGACCUUGCUUCCUGGAAAGGAAGGAUGAUUUUCAGAUUUAUGCCAAGUACUGUCAGAAUAAACCCAGGUCGGAGUUAAUUUGGAGGAAGUAUUCAGAAUGUGCCUUUUUCCAGGAAUGUCAAAGAAAAUUAAAACAUCGACUUGGUCUUGAUUCCUAUUUGCUCAAACCAGUUCAACGAAUCACUAAGUACCAGUUGCUUUUAAAGGAGCUUUUAAAGUACAGCAAAGAAGGAGAAGGAACGAAUAAAUUAAAGGAGGCACUUGAUACAAUGCUGGACUUACUGAAGUCAGUGAAUGACUCCAUGCAUCAGAUUGCAAUCGAUGGCUAUAUUGGAAAUCUGAAUGAGCUGGGCAAGAUGGUUUUGCAAGGUGCAUUCAGUGUUUGGCUGGGACACCGGAAAGGUGCUACAAAAAUGAAGGAUUUUGCAAGAUUCAAACCCAUGCAGAGACAUCUUUUCUUGUAUGAAAAAGCUGUUAUGUUUUGUAAGAGGCGGGUUGAAUCUGGAGAAAGUGCUUAUAGAUACCCAUCAUACAGUUUUAAGCACUGCCUAAACAUGGAAGAAGUUGGAAUCACAGAAAACGUGAAAGGUGAUAACCGCAAGUUUGAAAUACGGUAUGGUGAGAAGGAAGAAAUUUACAUUGUUCAGGCUCCAACUAUUGAUGUGAAGCUGUUAUGGUUAAAAGAAAUAAGAAAAAUUCUGUUGAAGCCGCAGGAACUUUUGGCUGCCCAAAACCAGCAGGAUCAGCCAAAAGAACAGGAUCAACUUUCUUCUCAGCAGGGGAAUACUGAAAAGCAAGAGGAAACUCUUAUAAAUGCUGUUGAAGGAGGAACAGAAGUGGAACAAGACAGUACCAUGGUAGAAUUCAGGGAGACAGUUGUACCAUUUCAGGCAGAAGCAAAUUCCACAGCUUGGAUUGAGAUGCCACCAUCUUCAGAAGGCGCUGCAGCAGUGGAAUGUUCAAACAACUAUUUGUGCCCUGCUUACAAUGACAGUGGAGAAGAUAGGACACAAAUGACAUCUGUGUCAGAGGUGACUUUGCUACUUUAAAGAAGUUACUGUGUCAACUGGCAAGUCGCUCUUGUCUGCCUGCUUCUCAGCCCAUGUGGAAUAAAAAAAAAUCACUCAAAAGACUUUUAGCCAAAAUGAUGGGAUUGUUUUUCAGAUUAAUAUAUUUGAACAUUGCAAAGAACCAACACUUUUUUCUUUUCAUUUAAAAGCAUUUUACUUGUAGUACUUUUUAUUACUUAAAUUGCGUACUUAAGUGUGUAAGACAUUGUGCCACAUAAAAUCUCAUCUCAUAAUAAUUUUGACUUGAAAAUUGUUUUCUUCUCUGUCUUCUUUGUAGCAAAAUGCAAGCAGCGUGCCUUGAAUUAUUUAGAUUAUUAUUGAUUAAGUUAAACUUAAGGCUGUAGAAUAGUUAAGGCCAAGGGAAGCACAACAUCAUGAUUUAAUUUGCUUUUUAGACCUAGUGCUCCUUUUAACUUACGCAAGAUGACAGCAGAGUUCAGAAGUCCUGGGGGCUGAGGAACAUUAGUAAAUUCUCUUCAGGGCUAUUCCCUUUUCUAUGUGCAAAGAUGAACUUUUCCUGAGAGUAGUUUACAAAUUGUAUUUGAAAUGUAAUGUUUUCCUGCUUGUUUCUUUUUCUGAAUUUAUGCUUAUAAUUCAUGUCGCAAGUUAGUUAUGCCCUAUUACCUUCUGUACAUUUCAUGCUGUAACUCUUCUU
Psammomys obesus (fat sand rat) is the source of this 3676-nucleotide messenger RNA. RefSeq names its product MCF.2 cell line derived transforming sequence (gene Mcf2). The transcript has 28 exons. Gene Ontology annotation, biological process: intracellular signal transduction; dendrite development. NCBI's taxonomy places the organism in Eukaryota, Metazoa, Chordata, Mammalia, Rodentia, Muridae. Gene Ontology annotation, cellular component: cytoplasm. The coding region runs from base 1 to 3000 and encodes 999 amino acids. The record is from RefSeq and is a predicted model, not a curated record. Gene Ontology annotation, molecular function: guanyl-nucleotide exchange factor activity.